Messenger RNA from Populus euphratica (Euphrates poplar), 1610 nucleotides. Its product is annotated as acyl-CoA--sterol O-acyltransferase 1-like. The transcript has a single exon. Bases 308 to 1408 code for a protein of 366 amino acids. The record is from RefSeq and is a predicted model, not a curated record. Gene Ontology annotation, biological process: lipid metabolic process. NCBI's taxonomy places the organism in Eukaryota, Viridiplantae, Streptophyta, Magnoliopsida, Malpighiales, Salicaceae.
CGAAUACUUUCCUUUUCCCUUGCAAUAGACUUGAGUUUAAUAGUGUUAAUUUCCUUCACAAUACUCCAGUCCUCUUCUGCGUCCUCCCUUAUGGUCAGAAUAUUUAAAAGAAGCAGAAGAAGAUCGAACCUUUGAAAAUGGAGUUUCCCUGGCGUUCGUUCUGCCUAUGGAUAUAGUGUGUCAACGGACGACUAUUUCUACGAACCUUCUUUAGGCCCUAAAUUUUGACCCAAAACCCUCCUCUUUAAAGCUUCACCAAUAACAGUAUCAAAGAGCAAAGCAUAAGAAAACCUAGAGACACACAAAAAUGGAGGGUGAGAUUCUUAACUUCAUUAAGGUGUGGAUUUCAGUCCUCGUUUCUCUGUGCUUUUGCUAUUCCAUUAGGAACAUAGUUCCUAAAGGAACAAAAAGACUCCUUUCUGUACUGCCAGUAGUUUGCCUCUUUCUCUACCUCCCUCUUAAAAUCUCCUCCGUGCAUCUUGGUGGUAGCACAGCAUUCUUCAUCGCUUGGUUGGCCAACUUCAAGGUCCUGCUCUUUGCUUUCGGUAAAGGUCCUCUGUCUUCAGAUCCAUCAAUCUCACUACCACUUUUUAUAGCUCUUGCUUGCUUACCAAUCAAGAUCCGACAAAAGGAUAAAAACAAAGAAACCCCAUCGCCAAAUCCUCGCCUAGAUGGGCAAAGCAAAGAGAACCCAGCUCCUAGCAGAGCUGGUAAAGAAGGCCUUCGGAAUUAUGCAAUAAAGGGUGUACUCUUGGCCAUGUUGAUACGUGCAUAUGACUACAGCGAUUACAUUCAUCCAAAUGUUAUCUUGAUUAUGUACUCUUUCCAUGUCUACUUUCUCCUUGAAAUCCUUCUAGCCGUGGGUGCAGUCCUGGCUCGAAAUUUUCUAGGCCUGGAACUUGAACCUCAAUUCAAAGAGCCAUACCUUGCUACCUCGCUGCAGGACUUCUGGGGCUGCAGAUGGAACCUCGUCGUCACCAGUAUCCUACGCCCCACCGUAUACGAACCCACCCGUGCCAUCGGAUCCCAUCUGAUUGGUCGGAAAUGGGCCCCACUCCCCGCCGUUUGCGCAACCUUUGUGGUCUCGGCAUUAAUGCACGAGAUCAUUUUCUACUAUCUGGGGCGCGUGAGGCCCAACUGGGAGAUCUCGUGGUUCUUUCUGCUUCAUGGAUUUUGUUUAACGGCCGAGAUCGCUCUAAAGAAGGUCUUGAACGACAGGUGGCGGCUGCCGAAGAUGAUCUCGACGAUGCUAACUGUUGGGUUUGUUAUGAGCACCGGCUUUUGGCUGUUCUUCCCCAAGUUUGUCGAGUACAAGGUUGAUGUUAGAGCGUUUGAAGAGUACGCGGAGAUAGGCGCGUACAUGAAGAAUGUGAGUCAGAGCAUAGUUCGUGUUUUACCGGGUCAUUAACACCUAACGGUCUUUUUGUAAAGUCUACCGUCUCAUCGGACCAGUCAAUAAAACAAUACUGUAGCCGGUCAUAGUAAUUUCAUUUUCUAUACAUAUUUUCUAGAACGAUUGUAGUGGUCAAGAGGAUCGAUAAGAGGAAACCUCGGAUGUGGGCGUUGUAUUUUGUUUACCGUUUGAAAGCAGGACAAAUGUCUCCUAUCUC